Ilex paraguariensis (yerba mate) is the source of this 981-nucleotide messenger RNA. NCBI's taxonomy places the organism in Eukaryota, Viridiplantae, Streptophyta, Magnoliopsida, Aquifoliales, Aquifoliaceae. The record is from the annotation of a GenBank genome assembly.
AUGGCAGCAAGGCGUUACAAGCUCACAGACACUCAAUACAGUGGCCCUUCAAGCCAAUAUACGACAAAAAGCGGUAAGAGCACUACACGAGCAUCAUCUUCCUUAUCCAGGUGGAAAUCUGUCUUAAAUUCCCUUGCGAAACAGUUUUCUCAGGUGCCUCUCUCAUUGGGGAUAAGGAUAGCAUCCCUUCGAGGAACAAUGAGGUUACACAUAAGGCCGCCUCCUUCUGAUCAGCUAUGGUUUGGGUUCAAGUCCAUGCCUUGUAUUGAUUUCAACUUGGAGUCCUUUGUUGGGGACCAUAAGAUUUCUAGUGGACAUAUUGCUCAGUUCCUGAUCUCUCGGUUUAAGGCGGCCAUUCGCGAAUCCAUGGUACAUCCAAACUAUGAAAAUAUAAGCAUUCCUUGGAUGCUAGCUGAAAAGGAUGACUGGGUGCCACGAAAAGAUGCUCCAUUCAUAUGGAUUAAACAAGCAGCUGUUAGUGAUCCCACAACUGCACAUGAAGUUGCCAGCUCCCAACCCGGUGACAAAACCCAUGUUAUUCAACCUAGUAGGAGAGCAACCGGUAAUAACGUAGAAGACAAGCAUGAUAAAGCAAAGGAAGUUGAACACGUCAGGCAACCAAUCGGAGAAUCCCCAGACACACAUGCAUCUUCAUCGAGUCUCACAAAUCAGGCAACUUUGAAUGACAAGCCUUCACAACAACUAAGAGCCCCCUUGUUAGCUAAUGAUGACCCACACAAAACUCGCCAGGGGUGCGAAGAGGAGAACUCAGGGUGUCAAACACCAACACGGUCACUGAUGUUGGUGGAAGAACAGAAUCAUUUUCUUGAUGGAGAUGAUACAAGGACCAAGACGACGGGGACAAGAGCGAAGAUGCUUAGUUUUGGAAAGAAGGUAGGGGCAAAAUUUGAUGAGAAGCGGCGUCACAUUGAGGAAAGGAGCAGGCACAUUGCUGAGAAGAUGCGAGGACCCCAAAACUGA